AUCUUGCUUGACACCCAUGAUGAGAGAAGUAGGAGAUCAGAAGAGGUAGAGGACAAGCAAGUCAAAGCUGCAGUAAGGUCUUGGAUCGAAGGAUCCUUGUGUGACCGCGAAAGCUAUGUAUGGUAGGCAAGAAGAAGGAACGAUAUAGGGAAACUCAAAAGUGAUCAAGAGGAGCAGGCUUUACCAGGAGGACGGGAAACGAAAGUGCAAAGCAGGGCUGGCAACGUCGUCAUGGACUUUGUAAUCUUCUUCCCCUUUCCCCUUCCCCUCCGUCUGAUUCUUGCCUGCUGCCGUUUGAGAGCAAACCCCACCUCUACUUUCGCCUGGCCUCGGCUCGAGUGCAAGGAGCUGCCCGAUUUUUUGGAGUUCAGACGGCAACGCAGCAAUCGCGAGGCUGGUGAAGGGCGAUCGAGCAGUCGGGCCUUCUCCCAAAUCAAGCACAUGCUCACUCAAUGGGCAACACCUCGCUUCUCCACUUUUUCUUUGUAUCCUUGCAGGUCCAAGAAAAGGCAUAGUGCAACUCGCCCCCACCUCGGCUCGUUGAAGCGUCCCUUGAGGCUGCCUGUCUGGUGCCGAUUCGCGACGCGGAGUUGAGCGACCCCGAUGGCACGGUAGCCCUGCAUAUGAGCGGCACCUCUUUGUCUAAAAAGAGUGGCGCAGAGGCUGUAUAUUACCGAAGGCCGAGGGCUCCGCCAGCCAGAGGGGUAAACAAGCAGGACGAAG
This is a messenger RNA of Microstroma glucosiphilum, 723 nucleotides long. RefSeq lists its product as hypothetical. The record is from RefSeq and is a predicted model, not a curated record. Lineage: Eukaryota; Fungi; Basidiomycota; Exobasidiomycetes; Microstromatales; Microstromataceae. The transcript is spliced from 2 exons. The coding region runs from base 232 to 594 and encodes 120 amino acids.